Messenger RNA from Cicer arietinum (chickpea), 1242 nucleotides. The record is from RefSeq and is a predicted model, not a curated record. Lineage: Eukaryota; Viridiplantae; Streptophyta; Magnoliopsida; Fabales; Fabaceae.
UUUUAUGACUUUUUCAACUACACACCAAACAAAACCUAAUCAAACCCUAAAGAACCAUUCUAAAUCUUAUCCAAUUUCCUAGUACAUGUGGUUUUGUGAACAACAUUUCAGGAUCAUCUAUAAAGUGUACAAAAAUAUUUCAUGUUGUAUAACAAGAAAGUAUUAAAUAGUUGGAGUUACUCCAGUUGAAGACUUCAUGAAGCUAAACAAGUCAGCCUCAAACUCAUAAUUUCUCCUAGUCCUAUAUUCUCCAUCAAUGUAUUUUUUUAUUUAUUAUAGAAAUGUGUUAAUAUAUUAGUUAUGUCAAUAUUUUCUCAUUCAGUAGGGUUUGAACAAUAAUCACUUAACUCUUUUAAUUCUUCAACACUUAGUUCAAAUCAGUUGAACUAUCCAACUUUCCUCUCUAGUUAACAAUUAUGUUUGGACUUUUCGGGACUUUCUUCACCGUUCUUAACAAAAAGGUCAAAUUCCUCUUCAAUCAUCCAAAAAACAUAAACAUUAUAAAAGAUCCUAACAUGGGAAUGUCUAACCAAUUCAAACAAAUUUUUGAGUUGAUUGACACCAACGGAGAUGGAAAGAUAUCAACCAAUGAGCUCACUAAGUUACUUUCAUGUUUAGGAUACAAAGAUAACAUAAUUGCUACUAAAGAAGCUGAAGGCAUGGUAAAUGUGUUGGACUCAAAUGGAGAUGGGUUUGUAGACUUGGAGGAAUUCAUGGUUGUUAUGGAUGACAAAGAAGGCAUGUUUGGUUGUGUUAGUGAUAAGGAGCAAGAUGAGUAUCUCAUGGAUGCUUUUCUUGUGUUUGACACUGAUAAAAAUGGUUUAAUUUCAGCCAAGGAAUUGAAGAGAGUUAUGAUAAAUCUAGAAUUUGAUAAUUGUAGUGUUGAAGAGUGCAAACGUAUGAUUAAAGGGGUUGAUAAAAAUGGAGAUGGGUUUGUGGAUUUUGAAGAAUUUAGGUCCAUGAUGAAAUUAGAACUUACCAACUAAUUAAAGGUUGUUUGAAAAAUCAAAAUAAGAUAAGGUAGUAUAGUAUUUUUUGCAUUUUCUUCUUUCUAUUUUGUGCUACCUUGCUAGUAGGGCUGUGCAAAAAAUCCGGUUAUGAGGCCCAAAUCCAAAACCGGAUCCAAAUCCAUUUUAAAUAUCCGGUUAAAAUUAUAAUCCGGUUUAUUUAAAAUCGGUUGGAUAACCACUUAUGUUUUAUAUUUGGAUUUAGUUUUUAACCGGUUUGUAUCCAUUACCAAUA